UUGUUUCAUAGCAAGGAAGCUCCCGACCUGGGAAGGAGAAGGACAUUGUCUUGUGGACAUUAAGGAAGAAUUUUGCCAGGUUUCUCGAACGCCUCGCAGCAGCCGCUUCUAUCAUCAGCGCUCAUUCUCCGCCAAACUUUCUUGCUCUCCGACGAUUUCAUUCAGAAGUGCCCGCGCUCUGAAGCCGCAAAGCUCCAUGGAUCCACCUGUCACUAGAAGCUGCGUGAGGAAUCCCCACGCUCCUUCCAUACUCUGGGAAUGCCUGAGCCGCCCUCUCGGCCAGAACCGAGGACCCAACGAGCACAACAACCCUCCAGGCCCCAUUCUGCCCCCGAGACUAGGAAUGGGUUACUUGGAUUUCUCGGCCCCCUGCGAAGCCGCUGCUCCUCAGAGCCUUCCUUGCGCUGAACGCGCUUUCGAGGAACCUGGCAUAUCCUUCCAGCCGCCCGCCUGGAACGUGGCGACUUCUGAAAUCAUCCUGCCGGCGAAGUUGGCUUCGGGGUCAGGAGGGCUAAAAGAGGGCAGCCCCAGACCCAGCAAGAAUAACCUCCUCGCAGGGAAUGUGGCAAGCGAUGCUGGGAAUAAAGCCGUCUACUGGAAAGUGGAAAACGCAAAUGUGGCUACUCAGUGGUAUGAUGGUAUUAAGAGCACAAAGAGCCAGCGUGCUGUCCGCCGCAACCCUACAACUGCCUCAAAGAAAGAGACCUCCAGAGCCCGGAAGGAGCGCACAGCAUUUACUAAGGACCAGCUGCGGGAGCUUGAGAUGGAAUUUAUUCACCACAAUUAUCUGACAAGGCUGCGGAGAUAUGAGAUUUCUGUGAAUCUUGAUUUGACAGAAAGACAGGUUAAAGUAUGGUUUCAGAACCGCAGGAUGAAAUGGAAACGUGUGAAAGGACAACCAGUGUCACCCCAGAACAACAUGGAAGAAAUGGACCCUGCUCUCUCCUUAAGUCCAGAGUAGCCUGUUCUCUAAUACACUGAUCUCUAACAACCUUUGAUUUUAAAGGAUGCCUUGAAGAUCUGGUACCAAGACAACAAUCAGCUAAAUGUGGCUUGAGUCCAGACCAAGAAAGUGCUUUAUGGAAACGCUUCAAAUAAUCCCAUCCCUUAUUCACAAGAAGAUAAAAGGAGGAGAAAGGGAAGCAUAUUCACACUUGCAAGCUCCAUAUUAGCCUCACCGGAUAGUACAGGUUAAGAAGUAGAAACCAUGCAAACCUAUUUUUAUUAGAACAGCUAUAAUAACACUUUUUGCAGCUCAUUGUGAAUUAAUCAACUAAUUUUACCUACAGUAUAUUAUACCUACAGUAGCCAUAGGGCAAGAUAUGUGGCAAAUAAAUUUAAUAAUAAUAAUAAUAAUAAAGUAUAUUUUACUUGA
Molecule: messenger RNA, 1375 nt
Organism: Pantherophis guttatus
Lineage: Eukaryota; Metazoa; Chordata; Lepidosauria; Squamata; Colubridae
Source: RefSeq, a predicted model, not a curated record